GCCUCCCAAACCGUGUGUUCGAGCUCACUCCUUUGAUCACAUCCCAUUUGGUUUUCACAAGGGAGGACUACUCGGUGCACGGCGAGCUACCGUCUCUAUUUCACCAUCAUGUUGGGCACUAUUCUUGCCUUCGUGGCCCUGCUGAUUAUUUACCUUGUCGGAAGUGCCAUCUUUUGCGUCACAUUCCAUUCGCUGGCCGAUGUGCCUGGUCCCAAGAUCUGUGCGAUCAGCCGUAUUCCCUACUGGCUCGCUUCCUUCAGAGGUGACGACGUUCGGUGGAUGAAGAGGCUGCACGACCAAUAUGGACCCGUCGUUCGCUUCGGCCCGACAGACCUGAGCUACGCAGCUGGCGAGGCUUGGAACGAUGUCCAUGGACCCAAGGCGACAGAGAAAGCACAAGAAUUCUCUGUUCAACCUAUCAACGGCGUUCCAAGCAUGCUUACGGCUAAUACCGAAAACCACGCUCGAGUGCGCCGACUCUUUUCGCCUGCUUUCUCAGAGCGUGCCUUGAAGCAGCAAGAGCCUCUCUUCCGGAAAUAUGUGGAUCUUCUUAUGUACAAAAUGUCCGAGGUUGGCGAGGAUGGGAAGAAGCCAGUGGAGAUGACCCAACUACUCAACUAUACAACUUUCGAUGUUAUGGCCGAGCUCUGCUUUGGGCACCCUCUCGACCUCUUGGCGAAGAAUGAAUACAGCCCUUGGGUCAGAUCCAUCUUUGAGUCGCUAAAGAUGCUUCCCAUUGCCUCUAUGAUCAACUACUACCCUAUCCUGAACGCCAUAUUCACCCGCUUCGAGCCAAAGUCCGUCACUCAACAGCGGGUCACGCACUGCAAGCACUCAGAGGAUCGUGUCAAUCAACGUCUGCAAGAUGGUUCGGAUCAGCCGGAUAUCUGGAACUUGGUCUUGUCGGCCAAGGAGGGUAAAGGUCUUACACUCGAGGAAAUGCAUUCUAAUGCCGAGAUCUUCAUGCUUGCUGGAUCGGAGACAACAGCCACACUCUUGAGCGGCUGCAUUUAUAACUUGCUUACCUACUCGGACAAGAUGAACACAUUGCUCGCGGAGAUUCGGGGCAACUUCACCCAGGUGGACGAUCUAACAUUUGAGCGUCUUGCGGAGCUUAAAUACAUGAACGCUUGCCUGAAGGAAGCUUUACGCAUCUACCCUCCAGUUCCUAUUGGCAGCCCAAGAGUCGUUCUUCCAGGAGGACAACAGAUCCUUGGCAAGUGGAUUCCAUCUGAAACGCGAGUGUCAGUUCACCACUGGUCAACAUACCACUCUGAAGCGAACUUCAAGAACGCCAACACCUUCGCACCUGAAAGAUGGUUGAAGACGGAUCCGACAUACGCUGGGGACGCCUUGGACGCUCAUCAGCCAUUCGGGUUCGGGCCUCGAAACUGCCUUGGACAGAACAUGGCCAUGCACGAGAUGAGACUCAUCUUGGCCACGCUGCUCUUCAAAUACGACCUCGAGCUCUGUGACGAGAGUCGGAAUUGGGCAGACCAGAAGUCCUUCGCGCUAUGGAUUAAAAAGCCGUUGAUGGUCCGCGCGAAACCGUUGACCACACGAGCUAGACUAAAUAUCUGAGAGGAACUUGGCAGUCUUGGCUAUUCUCCCGCCGGACAUGGAUGUCUAGAGCUAACGGUGCAGACGGAAUUUUAUCCAACACCUGUAUAUGAGUAUCUUUUUAGACGUUGCUUUUUUUCUUUUCUCAAAUCUAGCGGAUUGGCAAGAAGAAAUGUCUUCCGACGUUUAUCGAGCGGAUCGACUCUACUAGUAGUCUUAAUCGUCGUAGCGUUAAUGAUAAUCACCGUCAUUAGGUACCGGUAGUCGGAAAGGGAGGGUGUUGACUGGUAAGUAUCCACAUGUCAGGGUGAUUGCUUACCAGUCCAGGAGACAACUUUGCCAAGAGAGGCUUCUCGGACAGCUUUACCCAUGAGUAGAUGCAUACGCGUGCUGAGAGGC
Messenger RNA from Ilyonectria robusta, 1959 nucleotides. Its product is annotated as cytochrome P450. Bases 109 to 1581 code for a protein of 490 amino acids. Gene Ontology annotation, molecular function: oxidoreductase activity, acting on paired donors, with incorporation or reduction of molecular oxygen; monooxygenase activity; iron ion binding. The transcript has 3 exons. The record is from RefSeq and is a predicted model, not a curated record. Lineage: Eukaryota; Fungi; Ascomycota; Sordariomycetes; Hypocreales; Nectriaceae.